AAUGCAUAAGAAGAAGAAAAAGAAGAAGCAGGAAGUUGAGUCCUUGCACGACAUAGAUAGCACCGUUAAAUUUGGAGUGAGGGAAGCUGAUGGAAAGCAUGUUAGUUCUAGGAACCCUAGAAUUGAGAAAUGUAUUUCUAUGUUAGAUAAUCUUGUGGGCUCACUAGAUCUUCCUAAGGUUAAUAAUUCUGCCAAAGGAAAGGUUUUGAUGCAAGCAAUGUAUGGAGUUAAGGUGGAGACUGUAUUUAUUUGCAGGGUGUUUACUACAGCAUUCUCUGGCUCGUCAAAGAAGUUAUCAGACUUGAAUGUGGCGGACAUACAUUCAUGGGCUCUAGAUUUUAGAAGGUUGCAGAAUCUUGUAAAUGAGGAAAUUAGAGUAAGAUUUUCUGGUGGUAAAUUUACUGUAUUGAAUGAGUUGGAAGCGGUUGAUGCCUCUGUGAAGAUAUUAUAUCCUACUAUCCAGGCUGGUGUAGAUACCGUUGAGAUAGAAUGGCUUCUGAAGACUAUUGAGGAAUUACGUGCGGGUGCCGAGAAGCUUUCACAAGGAAAUGAUCUUCUUGCAAAGGGAGUAGAUGGGUUUUUUGAAGCCGUUAUGACUAGUCGCGAUACUUUGCUCAGCUCUGUGAGGUUUGAUAAAACUGUAAAUGAUCGUUCCCCAGGCCGUAGCAGAGACAUGCAGCUAGUUCACUAAUUAUGCAGUAGCCUAACUCUGGUAGGUUUUGGGGGGGGGGGUGUUCCUUUGUAGGAUUAGUAGUAUUUUCGGUCUGUUAGUAUUUUCU
Glycine soja is the source of this 779-nucleotide messenger RNA. Its product is annotated as protein BPS1, chloroplastic-like. The record is from RefSeq and is a predicted model, not a curated record. Lineage: Eukaryota; Viridiplantae; Streptophyta; Magnoliopsida; Fabales; Fabaceae. The transcript has a single exon. The coding region runs from base 2 to 691 and encodes 229 amino acids.